AUGGAUCUCGGUGGCCGUCACGUGGACAAUCACUUUGCCGAUAUAUUAAGAGAGGAUGGCCUAAUUUUCAGCUCAACAUCGGAGAUGGAAAUCGUUAGAGAGAUCAAAGAACAUGUGUCACAUGUCCAGCUGGAUCCCUUGUCACCCACCAACUACCAUCGUUCAUAUGAGCUUCCAGACGGCAAUGUGAUUAAUAUUGGCAAUCAAACAUACCGUUGUGCCGAGACCUUGUUCAACUCUAAUCUUCCACACGAAUAUGGUAUUCAACAAUUGGUUGAUCAGUCGAUCAAGGAGUGCAUUGAGAUCUCAAAGUUGUUCCCUGAAGACGGAGAUAUCCCCCCUUUGGAUAUUCUUCUUGUAGGAGGAUCAACUAAGAUGCCUGGUUUGGAAAAAAGACUUGCUAAAGAAUUGACAAAGUUGAAGACUCCCUUCAGAAAUGUCAUAGGUGCCAAUGACAGGUCUAACUAUACAUGGCUUCAAGGUGCUACUAUUGCACCUCAUUUGGAGAGCAUGAACCUAACUUGGAUGACUAGGUCGGAAGUUAAUAUAUUUUUAUUUGGCAAGACUAAAGGUGGAAAGUCAACUUUAUGUAAUGUUCUCAGUGGCACAGAAGACUAUGAGGAGGGCAACCUAUCAAAGAGUACAACGACGAAUCAUCAACUUGGAAAGAACUAUAAUGUUGAUGAACUUGAACUCUUUCUAAUGGAUACUAUUGGCUUUGGUGACACUGGAAUCGACCCUAAAGAGUUGAUCAAGAAGACUGCUGCCGCCAUACUCGAUUUCAAUGGAGGCAUCAACGUCUUUAUCUUUGUAUACGAGUCGUGCUUUGGCAAAGUGGAGCGCGACGCAUUAGACAUGCUCAAGGAUACUCUGUUCGCCGAUCAAGCGAUCAUCAAUCACAUAUUGAUCGUUCGGACAAAGUUUGAAGACUUUGAUGAUCCUUCAGCUUGUGAUGCCGACAUUGCGGCCCUGAAUGGGAUUGAACACUUUGCGCCCUAUCAUCAAUGCCCUGUUGCACAUGUAGAUAAUCGUACAUACAAAAUAGACCCGGGCGGCGCGGCCAGGGCACAAUCAAGGGUGAUCAUACUCAAUCACAUCAGACAGAGGUUCAUUCAUUCAUCCUACAAUCCCAAUCUCGAUCAACUGAUGCACCGCGUGGAUAGUUGGAAGACAGUGGAGGAGCGACUGGAAGAUCAACGACAGGAGACACUCAGAUUGGAGAUGGAAGUCAGACUGCGAGAGGAAGAAGCAAACAUGAGACUGGAACAACAAAGAUUGGAGGCAUUGGUCAGAGAGAAGGAAGAGCGCCAGAGACAAUUGGAGGAUAUCAAGAGAAACCUCGGUCAAUAUAUCAAGAGCAGUGUCGCUUUGGAGUCGACCAAGGCUCAUGUGGAUCAGCUGCAAGAUAAGAUCGUCAAGGAGAUUGCGGACCUAGGUGGCAACCCUUUUCUCCGCGCCGUCUUCAAGAAUCUGGAUCAGAAGAAGGUCUAA
Molecule: messenger RNA, 1491 nt
Organism: Acytostelium subglobosum LB1
Lineage: Eukaryota; Evosea; Eumycetozoa; Acytosteliales; Acytosteliaceae
Exons: 2
Coding region: 1-1491 (496 amino acids)
Molecular function (GO): GTP binding
Source: RefSeq, a predicted model, not a curated record